Messenger RNA from Patiria miniata (bat star), 2459 nucleotides. Its product is annotated as sulfhydryl oxidase 1-like. Gene Ontology annotation, molecular function: flavin-dependent sulfhydryl oxidase activity; protein disulfide isomerase activity. Gene Ontology annotation, biological process: protein folding. Lineage: Eukaryota; Metazoa; Echinodermata; Asteroidea; Valvatida; Asterinidae. The coding region runs from base 168 to 2150 and encodes 660 amino acids. The record is from RefSeq and is a predicted model, not a curated record. Gene Ontology annotation, cellular component: Golgi membrane. The transcript is spliced from 12 exons.
GCACAUAUCAGUCAUGUACGUGGCUACGUGACGAAUCUGGAAAGCGAACACGAUUCCGGAAAACAACUAGCCUAUCUCCAUCAUGUCCAUAUGGAGUUUUAACUCCAUAUGGAGUUUUAACACUAAAAUUGUGAUUACGUGUACGUAACCUCCCCCAUCACCACCACAUGAAAAUGGAGGCCCAACAUUGCAUAUGGAUCGUGUUUUAUUUGUUAGCAAUUGAGAACUGGCCUUGUAAUUCUGUAAAUAUGGGCAGCACUUCGCUGUAUGAUCCUUCUGAUGACGUGUCUGUACUCAACAACAGCACUUUAAAAGGAGCAAUCUUUGGCUCCAAACAAGCUUGGUUUGUCCAGUUUUACUCCAGUUGGUGUGGUCAUUGUGUGCAUUUUGCUCCAACUUGGAAAGAAUUUGCAGGAGACAUCAAAGGUUGGCAGAGCAUUGCCAAAGUAGCUGCUCUCAAUUGUGCUGACCAGAACAACAAUAAGAUAUGCAGUCAAUAUAUUGACACUGGAUUUCCAACAUUGCGGCUUUUCAAUGCCCUACAGAAAAAUGGAACUGGGGAUGUAUACAAAGGAUCCCGAGAUGUGACUAGUCUAAGACAUGCACUGAUUGAGCACAUCUCCAAACAGAUCAGCUCACAGAACGCACCACCACACUGGCCAAUGCUCUCUCCAGUAAGCGUGCAAUGGUUGUUGACCUUUUAUUCAAGAAAUGUCAAACCAAAGAUGAAGAUUGUGGCGAUUGUUUUUGAGGACGCAGAUUCAUACACAGGUAGAGAGUUAAUCUUGGACAUGUCUAACACAAAAGAGGUACUGGUGGUCAGAGUGCUGCAAGAAGAACUUCUAAGGAACCCGUUACCACCUGAAUGGAACGUUGGAGAGUUACCGUCAUUGUUAAUUCUCAAACGGAAUGGACACCCAUCAGUACUUUGGAGGUCUGGAAAUAGAGAGUCCUUUUUCAAGGCUUUGCAAGAAUACAUACAGAAAACACUGCCUGCCUCAGAUAUCACGGGAGGGAGUCUGUCAAAGACAGGACAACGGCCAGAAACGUUGAAAGUACAAAAAGAGACAAGCUAUAUCACAAACGGGUCACAUAUUGAUGGAACCAAAGCAGGCCAGCAUCAAGGCAAGACACAAGCCAAGCCAAUUGCUAAUGAUACCUCCGGGAAAACUGCAGCAAGGUCUGUAGUAUACAUGGAAGAUUUGGAGUCUACGUUGAUUUAUUCACUCAAGUAUGAAGUUGGCCUUCAGAAAGAGAUUGGUGCUGAUGCUAUGGGCGCCCUUCAAGCAUACAUAGCUGUGUUGAACAAAUAUUUUCCUGGGCGUCCUGAUGUCAUGAAUACAUUAAAACAGCUGCAGAGAUUGCUUCAACCUUAUACUCAGCUGACAAGCGAUGAUUGGUCCAAUGUGAUGAAUCGACUGCAGACUUCUCAAGAUCCUGGGUACUUUUUGCAGAACGAAGUGACAUGGGUCGGUUGUCAAGGAAGUACACAGGUGUAUCGUGGGUACCCCUGUGGGCUGUGGGUUCUUUUUCACACACUGACUGUGAGCCAUGCGAGAUUGGAUUCACAUUAUCGGAAAUCUGACAGCAAAGAAGUCCUCCAUGCAAUGAAGGGAUACAUUCAUUACUUCUUUGGAUGCAGAGCUUGCAGCGAGAACUUUGCAAAGGAAAGUGUUCACCUGGAAUCCAGUGUGAGCACGUUAGACGAUUCGGUGCUGUGGCUGUGGCAGGUUCACAAUUCAGUCAAUAAACGUCUUGCGGGCGAUCUGUCGGAAGACCCUCAACAUCCUAAAAUAGCAUUUCCAUCAUAUAGCGAUUGCCCGACUUGUCACAACGUCAACAGUCCUAGACGAUGGAAAAAUACCAGGAUCUUGCAAUUCUUGAAGGAGUUGUACGGCGUUAACAACAUCGAUUUCGCGGUGAGCGGAGUUCGAUCAAAAGCACAUGAAUUGAUCACUGCUGAAACGUUGAAGCGUUUGAAUGUUGGUGCUACAGUGUCAUACGGAUACGCAAGGCUGGGUAUUGAUACAAGAGAUGUCAGUAUGUGCGUUUUACUCUACGCUCUGUGCUCGGUGUUGCUAGUUGUGAUAUUCAUAUAUGUCAAGCGAAGACGGAGAAGAAAACUGUUUCAAAACAAAUAUGGUGUCUGAGGAUUCCUAAUAGACCAAUCCAUUUAGCCCCGCCCAAAGGUCUCUUAUCCAAUCACAGCUGUGAUUAAUGUCCGACAUGUUUGCACAUAUAUACGUAUGAUGUGCGCAGCUGGAACAUGCGGUUAAGCAUUGGAGAGGCAUACGUGUUGUUUUCCAUGUGUGUAGUGGGCGGGGCCUAACGGAUUGGUCUAUUGGAAUAAGCCAAUUGCGAGUGACCUUUACCCUUUGGGAUUUAGAUUUGAAAAACAUCUGGUACACUGACUUGCUCAGAAUGCUUGGCACAUUUUAAAUAUGAAUUCUCCAGACCAA